CUACCCGCUCAGUCCACAGUUAGCUGACUGAAGCAAGUCCAAAAGAAGAACAAAGUACUUUCUGUCCAGAAAAGAAAGAAAGAAGAGAAAAUGAGUAGUGUGGAAGAAGCACUUCUGCUGAAGCCGCCGCCGUCGACGGUGGUGUGCCACCGUGCGGCGGCGGAGGCGGUGGCGGCGGCGUGCCACCACGACGGGUGUCCCGGGUGUGCGAUGGACCGGAGGAAGGAGAGCCUCGGUGGGAGGAUACCCAUCAGGGAGCUCUCCUUCGUCAGUGCCACCACCCUCGCAGCGUCCCUACCAAUCACGUGUCUCUUCCCCUUCAUGUAUUUCAUGGUUAGAGACUUCAACGUUGCUAAAAAUGAGGAAGACAUUGGAUCGUAUGCUGGUUUUCUUGCUGCUUCAUACAUGAUUGGUAGAGCCACCACUUCAAUAUUUUGGGGUAUCGCCGCAGAUCGUCUCGGACGGAAGCCUGUCAUUGCAUUUUCAAUGUUGUCUGUUGUCUUACUUCAGACACUCUUCGGGCUAAGUACAAAGUAUUGGAUGGCAGUUGCUGCAAGACUUCUUCUAGGUUCUCUAAAUGGUAUACUUGGACCAAUUAAGGCUUAUGCUAUUGAAGUUUGUCAAACUGAACAUCAAGCUCUUGGCCUCUCAGUUGUAAUCUUUCGAGCAACUCUGCGAACUUUGUUUGCGAAUUUACGUGUAGUUGUUCUUUUGAAAAUUGUUCUUUACUUACAGGUGAAUACUGCGUGGGGUGUGGGUCUUGUUAUUGGUCCAGGUCUUGGAGGCUACCUUGCCCAGCCUGCUGAAAAAUAUCAACGGGCAUUUUCCAAGGAGUCAAUUUUUGGGAGGUUCCCAUAUCUGUUACCUUGUCUUGUUGUGUCACUCUUUGCUGCUAUUGUUCUACUAAGUUGUAUAUGGCUUCCGGAGACUAUACAUAAGCACAAAAUUACUGAAAAGGAUAUCAAAAUAGUCAAAGCCUUGCCAUCACAACAAGCUCAUUGGGAUUUACCUCGCAAGAAGAGUUUGCUACAGAAUUGGCCAUGGAUGUCAACUAUGGCAUCAUACUGUUUGUUUGGUCUUCAUGAAACGGCAUAUAGCGAGAUACUUUCCCUAUGGGCUGUGAGUGACAGAAAGUAUGGUGGUCUUAGCUUCUCAUCUGGAGAUAUUGGUGAGGUUCUUGCUGUGGCAGGUGCUAGUCUUCUUGUAUAUCAGCUCAUCAUCUAUCAUUGGGUUAAUAAAUUUCUCGGACCACUCAUUUCAUCGCGUAUUGCUUCCGCUCUAUCGAUACUUGUACUCGCUACGUUUCCCUUUAUGACAUACCUAUCUGGUUCAAAACUUUCUUUCGCUCUUUACGCUGCAACCAUGACGAGAAGUGUUCUUGGAAUUACUAUCAGUACAGCAAUGUGCCUUAUUCAGAACAAUGCUGUGCGUCAAGACCAAAGAGGCACUGCAAAUGGUAUAUCGACAACCGCCAUGUCGUUCUUCAAGGCAGUUGCUCCACUUGGAGCAGGCGUUCUAUUCUCGUGGGCACAGAAACGUCAGAAUGCCACCUUCUUCCCAGGUGAUCAAGUGGUGUUCUUGAUGCUGAUUCUUGUGCAGCUCGCUGGCCUGACAUCUACCUUCGAGCCAUUCCUGGUGAUGCCUGCGGCAGAAGAAUGUCGCUAGGACAAGUACUAUUCAACGCUAGCUAAUGAGCUCAGCCCGCCUAGGCAGAUAUGGAAAGUCAAAGGCACAUGUGACGACGAUCGAUCCUUGAUUGGCCAGGCAACAAUUAAUAUAUGUAGCCAGACAUUGUAAUAUCCUAUCUGCAUCACUGCAUGCUCUCAAUAUGUAGUAGUAGUAGUCGUCUCUGUAUAACCACUGUCUAUAUAUGAAAAUUCAGCCUUUUUAUAUAUGGUCAUAAGGAAAGAAGUCCUUUGUAUGCA
Messenger RNA from Brachypodium distachyon (stiff brome), 1925 nucleotides. RefSeq names its product protein ZINC INDUCED FACILITATOR-LIKE 1. Gene Ontology annotation, biological process: transmembrane transport. The coding region runs from base 91 to 1665 and encodes 524 amino acids. Lineage: Eukaryota; Viridiplantae; Streptophyta; Magnoliopsida; Poales; Poaceae. Gene Ontology annotation, molecular function: transmembrane transporter activity. The transcript is spliced from 16 exons. The record is from RefSeq and is a predicted model, not a curated record.